CUUAAGAUCAGGAUGGACAACAUGCAGAGACCCAUCAAAGUUAUGAUGCUGCCAUGGCUUGCUCAUGGUCACAUAUCACCAUUUCUAGAGCUAGCAAAGAGGCUCUCCACGAGAAACUUCCACAUUUACUUGUGUUCCACUCCUGUCAACCUUAGCUUCAUCAAACCCAAGAUUUCCGAGAAAUAUUCAUCUUCCAUUGAACUUGUCGAGCUUCACCUCCCAUCUCCGCCCGAACUCCCUCCCCAUUAUCACACAACCAAAGGCUUGCCUCCUCACCUCAUGAACACCCUCAAGGUGGCUUUUGACAUGGCGAGCCCCGUCUUCUCUGAUAUCGUCAAGAGCCUGGGCCCCAAUUUGCUCAUCCACGACUUUCUCCAACCGUGGGCAGCGGAAGCCGUGAAAUCUCACGGCAUGCCAUCGGUCGUCUUCUUCAGUAUUGGUGCGGGGACGCUAUCUUUUAUUUUCCAUAUGGUCAAGAACGCCGGCAGUAAAUUCCCCUUUGAAGCAAUUCGCCUUCAUGAUUACGAGCAGGCAAAACUCAUCAAGGUGAUGGACGACUCCGCAGUCCGCGUGAAGGACAAAGAUAGGGUUCUACAAAGUGUUGAAAGGUCCUCGAAUUUCAUCUUGUUGAAGACCUUCAGAGAGCUGGAUGGGAAAUACAUGGAUUAUCUCUCAAGUCUCUUGGGGAAAAAUGUGGUGCCUGUUGGUCCACUUGUGGAAGACCCUAGCAACAUAGAAGAUGGAGAUUUUGAGUGGCUUGACAAGAGAGAGAAAUCUUCUACUAAUUUUGUGUCAUUUGGUUCUGAAUAUUUUCCCACUGAGAAAGAAAGAGAAGAGAUUGCUUAUGGAUUGGAGCUUAGUAAUGUCAACUUCAUUUGGGUCAUUAGGUUUACUGUCGGAGAGAGCACUGAGCUUGAAGAGGCAUUGCCUGAGGGUUUUUUUGAAAGAGUGAGAGAUAGGGGAUUGGUGAUAGAUGGAUGGGCACCACAAGGAAAGAUUCUGGAGCAUCCAAGCAUUGGUGGGUUUGUGAGUCAUUGUGGAUGGAGCUCCAUCAUUGAGAGCAUGAACUCUGGGGUCCCGAUCAUCGCAAUGCCGAUGCAACUCGAUCAGCCGUUAAAUGCUCGGACGGUCGAGGAGAUCGGAGUCGGAUUGCAGGUGAAGAGAAAUAAGAGCGGAGAGCUUGAGAGAUUGGAGAUAGCGAAGGUGAUCAAAGAUGUGGUGGUGGAGAAAGAUGGAGAGAGUGUGAGGAAGAAGGCAAAAGAAAUGAGCUACAGCAUUAGGAACAAAGGAGAGGGAGAAUUAGAUGAAGUGGCUGAUGCGUUGGUCCAACUUUGUGUGGGAAAUAAAGAACAAUAUGUGUCGAAAUGAAGCCAUGUUAGACGUAUGUGAAUGGGUAUGGGGUGCGUCUAUAGUCCCCUGAAUGUGACCUUGUCAUCGUAGUGCUGUCCAACAUUUUUAGGAUGUCUAAUAAGUUGGCGUUGGUUACUUUUAUUGAAA
Syzygium oleosum is the source of this 1497-nucleotide messenger RNA. RefSeq names its product beta-D-glucosyl crocetin beta-1,6-glucosyltransferase-like. The record is from RefSeq and is a predicted model, not a curated record. NCBI's taxonomy places the organism in Eukaryota, Viridiplantae, Streptophyta, Magnoliopsida, Myrtales, Myrtaceae. Gene Ontology annotation, molecular function: UDP-glycosyltransferase activity.